Mya arenaria is the source of this 4218-nucleotide messenger RNA. RefSeq lists its product as uncharacterized. The transcript has 8 exons. Gene Ontology annotation, biological process: mRNA processing. Gene Ontology annotation, molecular function: RNA nuclease activity. Lineage: Eukaryota; Metazoa; Mollusca; Bivalvia; Myida; Myidae. The coding region runs from base 206 to 2059 and encodes 617 amino acids. The record is from RefSeq and is a predicted model, not a curated record.
UCCGGAAAUGAGUCACAAAUUAGUAUCUAAGAAAGCUAGUCGAUAUUUUGGAAGCAGUCGAGUAUUUAUACAACUUCAAGCAGAAUCAGGUGAUUUCGUGUCCAUUUUACUAUUUUUAUGUUGUUAGAUCUAACAGCGCUUACACUUUAUUUGUACUUUAUUAUUUUUUGAUAUUGUUUCAGUUAUUUUUUGAUAUUGUUUCAGCAUGGGUCGCAACAAGAUGUCUCACGGGACAUCAGAGAUAUCAUGUCUCAGGAAAAAGCUUGAAGAGAGAGAAAAGGAGAUUACCGAAAAGGAUGAGGAGCUUGCCAAGAAGGAUGAGGAGCUUGCCAAGAAGGAUGAGGAGCUUGCCAAGAAGGAUGAGGAGAUUGCUAAGAUGAAACAGGAGCUGGCCGAGAGUGAAAGAAAGAUCAACAAGUUAUGUGAGCAGAAUGAACUACUCAGAAAAAAAGUUUUUACGAAGGGUGCCAGUGAUUAUCAACCCACAGUUGACGUGAUGCUGAAUGAUGUUACAGCGAGUGAAGCAGCAAAUGUUAUAGACACUCAUGGACAAUGUUUAGGUGCAAAAGGUGGCUCUAAUACCCUAGCACACUCUUCUUCUGAUGAGCCAUUGACCACAGAAUAUGAUAUUUAUGAACGCUCAGAACCAAAGAGAUUCUGCAAAAGUGACGAACAGGAAGAUUGCGAGUCUGAUACUGUACCUGAUGACUGGGAAGAGCGAUGCGAAGAGCCAGAGUCCAAAAACUUAAUGGAGCAGGAUGAAUUGCUCAGAAAAAAUGUUCAUUCCCAGGGUGCCAGUAGUUCUCAACGUACAGUAGAUGUGUUUUUGAAUGAAGCUACAGCGAGUGAUGAACCAAAUUUCACAGAGCCUCGUGUAGAAUGUUUAGGUGCAGACAGUGGCUCUAAACCCAAGGCACAUUCUCCUUCUGUUGAAGAUGCAGACAUUUCCCAUCUCCAAACUAGCUGUGCCAACGAUGAUGAGCCUUGUACCUCACCAGAAGCUAAGGCAACUACAAACAAAACUAGUAGGCCAUCAAUACCUACACCAGCAGCUAUUGAAAACAUUUUUGGGCCUUCACAAACACUUGAUUCUUGUUACCAAGAACUGCCGAAGGAUUGGGGGAAGGAUUGGCUGCCCCGAAGAGUGCCAGAUGUGUUUUCUAUCAAACGGUUCAUGAACUUAAAGCUUCCAUUCUAUUAUGUUGUUUAUUUGAUAGCUUCUUUGCUUCAGUUGUUAGGGAAAGUUCAUGUCAAAGGAAUUUUGAUAAAUAGUUUUAGUGUGGAGAAUAUACGCCUGUUCAAGAUUGGUGGACGUUUAGUACUGAAGAUUUCUGACCCAAACAUGCAAGCUACAUCGAUGCCCCUGGAUCUGUCAAACCCUAUGUUAGAAAGGUGUCAGUCAGACUUAAUUCAUACUGUUAAAUUUUGUUCGGAGAUCAUUACAAACUAUAAAGGAAGCAAGGCAGUUACCGGUAAGGACCUUGAUAUCUAUUUGGGUGUAUUUCAGAUAUUUAAAACAGAUGGUAUUUACUCUAAAUGCAAUGCAUUCAUAAAUUAUUUUAUUCUUAUAAGCACUAACAUGAAAGAGUUGCAUCCCCUGCUUAAAGAAUACGUUAAGAACCCAAACUUUACAUUUCUAUAUGAGGGCAGAAACCUGCACCUGUUCAAGGAAACAGAGCAUUCCUGUAUGCAUUGCAUAUUGAGGAUUAUCUCCCAAGAUAUCAAAAUGGCACCUCUUAAUGACAUUGAAUACCUACGAAAUAAUACCGUAUUUGGUAUAACAGACUGGAAACUUCAUCUUGAUGAGCAUCUGGUCAAAGAUUUUGAAAUGGGGGAGAAAGCCAAGUAUUCUGGUAAGAAAGUGACAAAUUUAUUUAAAUUCUGCAAAAACGUUCUGAGCCAUUUGAUAGAGCGAAGGAACCAAUAUGACGAUUUCAGUAUUACAUUACAUAGGCUAGGUAUUCAUAAUGAUAUAGACUUCAUGAAUUACAUAGAAAGCAAAAUCCCGAAACUGCCAUUUCAUGUUUUUUCUGGGAUUUAUAUGUACAAAAGAAAGUGACAAACUUGGCCAUUGACUAGAAGCUGUCUAAACAAAUCAGAAUAUUCUUUCAGUAGCCCUUUAAAUCCUUAAAAGAUGUACGUGUCAUUAAAUUACCCAUGGCGUUAAAUAUAGAUUUUGUUUUGAUGUUGGAUUAAUGUUAGCUUAAAAUCCCUGAUAGUAAAGAGGUUUACAACCAAAUUGAAAUAUAGAUCACAAUUUAUUUUCAUAAUAAAUCAAUAGAAUUUUCUACUUGUGAGUAAAAUGAAUGGAAUCAAUAGUUAUGACCGUCGUGAAGUAUAGGGCAGAACAAAUGAUUUAACGUGUUAUAUGCGAAAUUGCGCUGGUCAUUUGAGUGUAAAGGUCAUGUGGUAUUUGAGUAAGGGUGGUUGAUUAUAUUGGCAACUCGGGUUCAGGUCUGACUUCUCACAGUGACCAUUGAUUUUAUUCAAAUUUGAAAAAUAUUUAUAGACAUGAUUGAAAUUUGUUUCUCACAUGCAUGCAUACAUGUCUGGAUGGAUUCCGUACUUCCUAUAUUCUGAGGAAUGAAUUAGGGGUUAUCUGUUUUAGUUAAGCCCUACGUGCAUCGCUACGUUAACACGUUUCAUCCACUCAACUGGGUGUUUUUCGUGGGCGGCUGUCAUUCCUAUGAAGGAUAUAUGAUGAAACCUGUAUCACCAUUGUAAUUAUUAAGAGGCGCAAUUUCGACACAGAAUUAAUUUUUAACUAUUUGUAACUAUUGACGCCUAGUAGUGUACAGGUUUGAUCAGGGCAUGUGCCGGAUGGGCCGGCAGAAUUCAGACUUAAUGGAUAGAAGAGAGAAAAGAAAAGAGCAGUAUGUUCGAACUUUUACAGUGUUUAAGUAUUUAUGUUGAGUGUAUGUUUGUUGUUUGUAUGUCUUUAUAUAAGCCACUCUGCUCCAACAUGUUCCAAAAUAAAUCAACGUCUUGCCCACUGCAAACAUGUGUUUGCUUUUGAGUGAAUAUUAAUAAUGAUUUCAAAUUCACUUUAUCAGCAUUGAACUCAAGUGUUGAUGAUCGUGCUUCUGUCAAAAUCAACUCCUUUGCCAUUACUUGUGAUUAAAAAAUAAUGAAAUCAAAAUGUAAUAUUUUUUAAUUUGCGCUUUCUUUUUUGAAUUUGUACCAUAGCUGUUGGGGAGCAUACAUCAUUUACAAUGAUAGCCUAUUAUUAUUUAUUUUUUAAUGACUAUUGAUAUAUAUGCCAUCAAUGACCUAGUUUAUGUUGCUGUGUUUGUAUGGAUUAUAGUUAAGUUAGUUGUAUAUGAAUGAAGUAGUUAUGAUUGCAGGCAAUGCUUUAAGUUUUGUUGAUUUUUCAUUUUAUUCAUUCAUUGUUAUAUUUGUUCAUGUUUUUUUUCAUGUUUUUAUUUAUAUGUGUUUGUACCAUUGUAAAUAUUUGUAAAUAUUGUGUUUUUCAUCAUGGGCCAUAUAUGGCUUAUUGUAUAUGAAAUAUACCUUCUCUAUAAAUUAUUUAAAAUCACAUGACACAAAUCCUCUCGACAUUGAAAUAAAGUGUUGAUUAUUAGGCUUCUGUCCACAACCAAUUCCUUUGCCAUUUGUGUAACAUGUAGUUAAAAAAAACAUAAUUGAGAAGUAAUAUUGUCUCAUUUUCCCAAAAUUUUGUACCUUAAUCUUUAAUUAGUAUUCAUUGCUUCUAACAUAGCCUUGUUAGUCAUAUUAUUAAAUAUAUUCAAUCCAUGUGCCAUCAUACAUAGCGUUCCUGCAUUCACAUGUUUCAUAGUUUUUAAUGCAUGAUUAUAUAAUAGUUCUAAUGACUGCAAGCUAUUAAUUAUGAUCAAUUUACCAUUUUAUUCAUUUUACUUUUUUGACAUUGUAAUUAUUGUUCAUGUUUUUAUAUUGUUUCAUUGAUUUGUAUUAAAAAGACUCUAUUAAACUAUUUUCUGUUUAGCUUUGAUUAGCAUUGUAACAGGAGCUAAAACUAGAAUUCAACACAUUUGAAAGUAAACUUUUAUGAUACAGGUGAUCAUCUUUAAAACCAUUUCGAUAUUUAACUACUUUAAGUUGUAUGUUUCAUUAUGUUUUUGUUUCAAACUUUGGUUUAAAUAUUCUUUGAAAUCAUGUAUCUGCAUAUUACUGUAAUAAACAAUUUAUUUUCAAUAUAGAAAAUCAUAGAAUAAAUCGUUGUUCAUUAUCUAAACACUG